Amorphotheca resinae ATCC 22711 is the source of this 1052-nucleotide messenger RNA. RefSeq lists its product as hypothetical. The record is from RefSeq and is a predicted model, not a curated record. Lineage: Eukaryota; Fungi; Ascomycota; Leotiomycetes; Helotiales; Amorphothecaceae. Bases 239 to 973 code for a protein of 244 amino acids. The transcript is spliced from 2 exons.
AACAAGGGGUGGAAGACAAGUUCGUACGCCACCUUUUUGAAGUGUCCGUCUACAAUGCCAAAGGGGAGUGUCUAAUCGACACAACCGUCGAUUAUGGCAUAAAGAUCCAGGAGCUGGACCUAAUGGGAAUUGCUGUGUAAAGCACUAUGGCAAGAUCCAGCAGAGAACUAGUCUUUGCCGCUGGGUGAGCUUCCGGGAGAAGAAGGGGCCCGGAUCCAGUGUCGUGUCUCCUGGAGACAUGGCAGACUAUCUUCAAACCUCACCACGCCUCCUAAUGGCAGCGGGCCAAUGGAAAGAUAUCAAAUUGGCAUUGGACAGCGAUACGUCGAACCAAGUGUUCUUUGUGGACAUGGAGUUCGGACAACUGGGGACAGGGGAAGAAUUCGUGCGACACCUGUUCGAAGUGUCUAUUUAUAACGCCAAAGGGGAGUGUCUAAUCGACACAACCGUCGAUUAUGGCAUAACGAUCCUGGAGCUAGCGGGAUGGUGCCCAUCAAGAAGAUGGACGAAUUGCAUACAGGGAAUAUACGGGAAUGACUUCGAAAGGAGGACGCCUGGCCUUCGGGUCGAGGACCUGGCGGACAAAUUUGCCCAUGUUGGCAUCAAUACCAAUUCAACAUUUGUCGAAUGGAGCACCAACGGGUGCGAUGCCACCACGAUCAUCAAAAGCAUGAGUGACGUCGGGAGAGGAGAGCUUCUGCCCCCUCGGGGGAAUUGGGUGUCUGGCAUUCCGAUGUGGCGUGGCAUAAUGCCAGGGGCCAGGACCCUGGCAUUACAGCCGCUGCACGCAAUGUUGUUUGCGGAGACGACAUUGCUAGACCACCACCACGCGGCAGUAGAUACCAGGAAGCUCUGGGAGGUCAUGAAAGAGGGAUACUGCCCGUGGGGACAUACCGUCUUCCUUCUCCAACUUCGCGACGUACACGGCCUUCCAAUUUCUCAGGGAUGCCGGUGUCACCCCCAUAGGCUAUAGCACUGUUUGAGCAGCAUCGGAUGUAUCACCGUCGUUUUGUUCGCUGGCUCAGCAAUCAUUACUACAACAGAGCCAUGCA